AUGGAACAGCAACAAAGAGAAGACGAACGGCAGGAAUCUUUGGCUGAAGUUGGAGCGCCAGGUUCCAUGUCGAGGAGAUUACUGGAUACGAACUACCGCUGUACACAUCUUCUUCUUUUAGACUCCUUCUCGUCUCUGGUUGAGAGUUAUUCGCGAUUACGUCCGCUUUUAGUUGGUGAUGAUGAAAAGGCAGUGGAAUCGUGGCAUAUGCUUAUCGCUGCUGCAAAUGAACGUGCAGCGCAAAUCCUAUGUUUCCAGAAUGACGAAGAAGAUGUCAGUGCGGUAAGCAUUUGGCACCGUUAUGUGCAAAGAGCGGUUCAUAAAAAGGAAACUGUCAAGUUACUGCUGCACGGUGUAUCACGUCAACAGAGCGCAUCACGGUUGAGGGAUAGCACCGCAAGCGCGUAA
Messenger RNA from Gongylonema pulchrum, 408 nucleotides. NCBI's taxonomy places the organism in Eukaryota, Metazoa, Nematoda, Chromadorea, Rhabditida, Gongylonematidae. The record is from the annotation of a GenBank genome assembly.